GAGUCUAAACAGAAUAAUGAUGGAGAAGAUGAAGGAAGGAAGGAAGGGACUAGGCGAUGACAUCGAAGAUGUGGAAGAGUCCUUAUUGGAGAAGCUGAGCCAGCUACUAGACUUGCUGGAAAAACUCUAUGACUUCUUGGAUGAUGCCAAGUCUGUGAUGUUGCGCCACUGGGUCUUGACCAUGGCCCUUCCCAUGGCCUUGAUCAUCCUCUACUGCUGCUAUUGUCGUUGCAACAAGAAGAAGAACAAGAAGAAGAAGAAGAAGGAGAAAGCUGUGGAGAGGGAUUACAACUCUGAGAGUGAUGAUCAUAGAACUGAGUGUUGCUUGGACUUGCAUUCAUGGGAUUUCAAGGUUUCAUGGUGGUAGAGUUUAGCACAUUAAUCUAUGUGUUUCUUGUCAUCCUUCCUUCUUUGC
Dioscorea cayenensis subsp. rotundata (Guinea yam) is the source of this 415-nucleotide messenger RNA. RefSeq names its product synaptotagmin-2-like. Lineage: Eukaryota; Viridiplantae; Streptophyta; Magnoliopsida; Dioscoreales; Dioscoreaceae. The transcript is spliced from 2 exons. Bases 17 to 367 code for a protein of 116 amino acids. The record is from RefSeq and is a predicted model, not a curated record.